AUGGAAGAUCUAGAGCUGCUACAACUCCCUCUAGCGUUCCAGAACGGCUCCGCCCGUCUUCUCACAGGAGGCCUGGUCGUGCGGGACAUCGAGCGCUGGUGUGAUCGAAAAGCCGAAAAAGGUGGCGUCAAGUCAGUCAUGGCCGUUGUCUUUUUCAACACAGGAGCGGAUGCAAUAGACUACGUCAAGAUCAAAGCCCACGUUGCUGCACGGGCUGGCGUCAGCUAUUGGGUAUAUGAGAUGCCCGUCGAUGCAUCAACAACACAGGUCAUGAGCCAAGUCAAAAAGCUGAACAAGAACCCUCGAAUCCACGGAAUCCUGAUACAGCGCCCAUUGCCUCCCCAGUUGAACGAACCAGAGAUUAUGAGAUCCAUCAAGCCUAUCAAGAACAUUGAGGAAUACGCUAAAGGCCGAGCGAACAACAUUGCUGCAGACGCCUUGGUCCGCUUGUUGACAAAGUAUGGGCUACGGGAGUCGGCACAGCAGGCCAAGAUCCAGAUUGUCGGUUUUGGGAAUAUCAUCACAAAAGAGUUCAUCAAGCAGAUGAAGAGCCAAUUUCCCUACGUGGGCGCGUCUAGAGACUUCGAUCCGUCGUAUGAUGCCAGUAAAGAAGAUCUUCAGAUGCAAGCCGAGAAACCGCGCGAUUCCAUAAUUAUCUCGGAACUUCACCACGGACCUGGCUUCAUCAAAUCAUCUAUGGUCAAGCCGGAAGUGAGUGUCCUGGUUGAUCUUGGCUUCUAUGUCACAGAAAAGGGCGUUCUCGGCGACGUGAGCCACGUUCUCUUUGACAGGAGUGGUCUAGCAAUUGCACCAACACCGGGCGGAGUCUUGCCCAUCUUAUUAUGGAUUAUGAUGGAGCGGACAAUCAAGGCGAAGAACUUAAUUACGAAGGAAGAGAUGCAAGGUUGCUAUUGCGUAGCUAUGUGA
This is a messenger RNA of Fusarium pseudograminearum CS3096, 927 nucleotides long. RefSeq lists its product as uncharacterized. The record is from RefSeq and is a predicted model, not a curated record. The transcript has 2 exons. Gene Ontology annotation, cellular component: cytosol. Lineage: Eukaryota; Fungi; Ascomycota; Sordariomycetes; Hypocreales; Nectriaceae. Gene Ontology annotation, biological process: tetrahydrofolate interconversion. Gene Ontology annotation, molecular function: methenyltetrahydrofolate cyclohydrolase activity; methylenetetrahydrofolate dehydrogenase (NADP+) activity. The coding region runs from base 1 to 927 and encodes 308 amino acids.